Molecule: messenger RNA, 3070 nt
Organism: Seriola aureovittata
Lineage: Eukaryota; Metazoa; Chordata; Actinopteri; Carangiformes; Carangidae
Gene: klf1
Product: Kruppel like factor 1 (erythroid)
Exons: 3
Coding region: 327-1418 (363 amino acids)
Biological process (GO): regulation of transcription by RNA polymerase II
Molecular function (GO): RNA polymerase II cis-regulatory region sequence-specific DNA binding; DNA-binding transcription factor activity, RNA polymerase II-specific
Source: RefSeq, a predicted model, not a curated record
UUACGCUCCACCUCCUAACGGUCAAGACGUACAUGAAAAAGAGAGAUUUGAAGUAAGACUCACAGCUGACAGAGAUAGACAAGCAAGAGGAGGGAGAGAUAGCAGGGGAGGAAUGGAGAAGAGGAGACCGCUUUAACAAACUGUUUGUGAGGCCUUUUAGCUCUGAGUGGACUGUAACGGGGAUGAGUGGCCUGGUGAGCUACAGGGUUUGACUUUCUGUUGCUGAGGAUAAGCCGAUCAUGUAAAGAAAAAAAAAAAAAAACAGAAAAAUAGAAAAAGCAAAAAGAGGAAAGAAAAACUUAACUGUUGUUGUAUCAAAGUGCUUGAUGGCUGUUACACAGGCCGUGCUCCCUUCCUUCAGCUCCUUCUCCAGCCUCGCUCACUCCAGUGACAAUAUGAAAGUGUGGAAAACUGAGGGUGGCUCUCUCCCUCUGGACUCUCUCAGCAACAAACUGUCACCAAGCAGCUCUGAGCAGCUGCAGGUCUCUCAACAAAUGACAGAGGAGCUCCUCGACGAUGACAGCCGGGCAUCCUGGGACAUUGAGUUCCUGUUGUCUGACUGGAGCAACCCUUCACCUGACCUCAACCCCUCUCUGGAAAACACUGAUCAGCGGCUCCCACAGCUCGACCCCAACACGGCGUACCAAGAGGCCGGUAUGUUUAAGGACCAACCAGGACAGGAGUGUCUGCAGGUGAACAGUGGCAGCCUCAUGGCGGAGCUCCUGUCCCCUGCUGAAACCUCAACAGUCCAGCCAGAGCUGUACCACCGUGGUUAUAAUGGUGAGCAGACAGGUCGGACUUCAGUUCCCAGUCUACCUAAUGUAGAUCAGUUUGGCUUCCCGCAAGGAAGCAGAGGAAACCUUAUUAAAGUCACAUCAUGGGACUUCAACCCCUACUAUCCCCAGCAGCACCCGACUGUGGUCAAUUUCCCUGACAACAGGUUCAUCCAACCUCAAGCCGUGACCCCUGACCCCCGACACUACAGCUACAUGCCCAACUUCAAUCACAACACCAGCCUUUUCUGUGACUACACCCACGGCCAGGCCACCACUGGUCAUCUGCCCCUCCACCAGCAGCCCUUGCUGGUCAGACCCCAGCUGCCCCCUGCUGGGGUGGAGGGGAAGCGUGGUCGAAGGACCCCAGGGAAAAAGAGGCCCGCCAUCCACAGCUGUGAAUACCCUGGCUGCAGCAAGACCUACACCAAGAGCUCACACCUCAAGGCUCACCUUCGCACCCACACAGGGGAAAAGCCUUACCACUGUUCCUGGGAGGGCUGCAGCUGGAAAUUUGCCCGUUCAGAUGAGCUGACACGUCACUACCGCAAGCACACGGGCCAGAAACCCUACGAGUGUCUGCUGUGUCAGAGGGCCUUCUCCCGCUCUGACCACCUGGCUCUGCACAUGAAGAGACACACCUGAAGCUAUCACACACACACACACACACACACACACACACACACACACACACGCGCACAGACACAAAGAAAUUAAAAGGUAGAAAACUUAUGAUGACUUGGAUAUUGAGUGCUUGUCAGUGAUCACAGAUAUUGCCUGAACAUUUUUCCAGUGUUAACUUUAAUAAACAUGAACUUGAGUACUUGAGUAGUUGGCAGGUAAACAAUACAGGUUCACAGGUAGACUUAGACUUAGGCUGUGAAAACUGACAACGAAACCAGUGGUUGGUUGGUGUCACAAAUCAUUGUGUACAUGCUGCCUGGAUGUUGUUGAUGUUGUAAUUGUCAGAUUUCUUGUCUAUUUCUUGUUACUUCAGAAGACAAAUGUGACAAAUCCAAUUCAAAAUCCUUCAACAUAUGAAAUUCUCUUUUUUAAAGGAACAAUGGAUAUCCAAAGCUUAAAAAAAUGACCAUCAGAUAAUGUUUGCUUAAGCACAAUUAAAAAAAAAAAAAAAAAAAAAAAAAGUAUCAGAAUUGAUGUAGCAGAAAGAGUGAUAUCGUGGCAUGGCACCUACAUCACCCACAGUUCAGUUGGAGAUUCAGGUGGAUUCAGGUGUGUUAUGCCAGUAGCAGCUAAUGUAGCCAUGAGUCUCCAGCCUCAAGCAGAGAUGAGGAGCAGGCUUUAGACCUUCAACUCCACACUCCAAGAUUUUUAUUGUUAUUUUCAAACUUGUUGUCUUCAGCCCCAACUGAAGAUGACUCAAGUGACAUCACUUGAGGCAAUACAUCAGCCUUCAUGCAUCUCCCUCUGGAGCCACAAAAGGCUUUAUACAACUUGUUUCACAGGUGUAGUUGCACUCUACCAGACCUGUCACAGGAUCUGACACGUGAAACUGGCACACUUCCCCUAUAAUGCGACAGUCUAGGUUUGUUUUUAAUUCCAGUUUAGAUUCCAUGAAGUCACACUGGUUACCUGGACAUCGUUAAGACACAUAAGACACACACUUUGAGGACCUUCAUUGGUGUAAUGAUUUCCCAGAUUUCCCAGUGGUUCUCAAACUUUUUCUGGCAUGUCCCCCUUCAGAAGCCAAAAAAGUGGACUAACACUGUACACACUAUGUAGACAGCGGACUUAAACACUAACAAAAGAACUACCAAAAAUGUGUGUAACAUAGGUUAUAACAGUGUAUCCAGUAGGAAGUCGUGGUUCAUUCACAAAGUCAUGACCACUGAGCUGCAUCAGCGCUGGGAUGAUCUGAUAACGAUGUCUGAUUUCCCUCUCAAGCAAGAACUUCAGUGCCGCCACUGUGGUGAUAAUGAUUGUAACUUUACGUAUAUGAUUGUACAGUAAGUGCAGGGUUGUGUAUUUUUGUCAUCUAACUUUAUUUUUGUCUGUUUGGGGAAUUUUAAUUUAAGAAAAAUGUGUAUGCCUUUUUUCUCUCUUAUCAAGCAGAAUUCAAAUGUGUAAAUAAUCUGCAUCUUUCUCAGUUGUCUAUUAUCAUCUACAAUUGAGCAACAUAUUUAUUAACAUGAUCUUUUAUAUCAACAGAAGAUAUUAUAUUAUUAUAAUAUACAAUGUUUUUCUAUUCUCAGAGGAGUGCUUUAAAGUUUUUGUUUUUUUUUAUUAUUGCUAUCGUUGUCAUAGAUUCAAUAAAGACCUCUAAUGCUGUAAAAUUG